UGUUGCAGGUAGCCAGAUGCCAUCACAGACUCCUGGUACCCAAUCAGAAUCUAGCUCCCAUCCUGCCUUGAGCCAAUCCCCAAUGCCACAGGAUCGAGGUUUUAUGACAAGCAUUCAAAGAAACCCUCAAUUGUCACAAUAUGCAUCUCAGCAGACUGGACCUUCUAUGUCACCCCAUCCUUCACCUGGAGGUCAAAUGCAUUCUGGAAUUGGGAGCUUUCCACAAAGUAAUUCAAGUGGUGCUUAUGGAACUCAGAUGAGCCAGUAUGGGCCACAAGGGAACUACUCCAGACAGCCAACAUACUCUGGAGUGACCAACGCAGGUUACAGUGGACCAGGACCUGGUAUGGGUAUAAAUGCCAGCAACCAGAUGCACGGACAGGGUCCAGGCCAGCCUUGUGGUACCAUUCCCUUGGGACGAAUGCCAUCAACUGGGAUGCAAAGCAGACCGUUUCCUGGAAAUAUGAGCAGUAUGACACCCAGUUCUCCGGGCAUGGCUCAGCAAGGAGGCCCCGGGAUGGGACCACCCAUGCCAACUGUGAACCGUAAGGCCCAGGAGGCAGCUGCAGCAGUGAUGCAAGCUGCUGCCAACUCCGCCCAGAGCAGGCCACCAUACAUUCGGUCGCCUGCUUAUCCCAGCCAGUCUGGGGCUGGCGGACGCCCCAUGUUUUCUUCACAGCACCCCAACUAUGGCAACGCUCAGGGUCCCAUGAUGCAUCAGCCUGACCAGUACGGGCAAGGCAGUUUUCCUGUCAUCAAUCAGAGUGGCAUUAUGGGAUCCAGCUCUCCAUACACCCAACCAAUGAACAGCAACUCAAGUCUGAUGAACCCUCAAGCUUCUCCUUACAGCAUGGCACCUAACAUGGUGAACAGUUCCACAGCACCUAUGGGUCUUGCAGAUUUGAUGACUCAAGGUGAGUCCAAAUUGCCCGUUCCUCUCAAACCAGAUGGAAAAGAAGAAGGACCUCCCCAGCCAGAGAGCAAAAAGGAUAGCUACAGCUCUCAGGGUAUUUCUCAGCCCCCAACCCCAGGCAACCUGCCAGUCCCUUCCCCAAUGUCCCCAAGUUCUGCUAGCAUCUCCUCAUUUCAUGGAGAUGAAAGUGAUAGCAUUGGCAGCCCAGGCUGGCCAAAGACUCCAUCAAGCCCUAAAUCAAGUUCCUCCAACACAACCGGGGAGAAGAUCACCAAAAUGUAUGAGCUGGGGACUGAACCAGAGCGGAAAGUUUGGGUGGAUCGCUAUCUCAACUUCAUGGAAGAAAGGGGAACACCUGUAGCUGGUCUCCCUGCUGUUGGCAAGAAGCCACUGGAUCUUUUUAGACUCUAUGUUUGUGUUAAGGAGAUUGGAGGCUUAGCCCAGGUUAAUAAAAAUAAGAAGUGGCGUGAGCUAGCUACCAACCUAAAUGUUGGCACUUCGAGCAGCGCAGCCAGUUCCUUGAAAAAACAAUAUAUUCAAUACCUCUUUGCCUUUGAAUGCAAGAUUGAACGAGGGGAGGAACCCCCUCCAGAAGUCUUCAGCACUGGAGAUACUAAAAAACAAGCUAAGAUUCAGCCGCCAUCUCCUGCAAACUCGGGUUCUCUUCAGGGUCCACAGACCCCUCAGUCUACGGGGAGCAAUUCUAUGACAGAAGUGCCAAGUGACCUCAAGCCUCCAACACCAGCGUCCACACCUCAUGGACAGAUGACACCCACUCAGAGCAGCAGAAAUAGUUCAGUCAGUGUACAUGAUCCCUUUUCGGAUAUAAGUGAUUCCACAUACGCAAAGCGGAACUCCAUGACUCCAAAUGCACCCUAUCAGCAAUCAAUGAAUAUGCCAGAUAUGAUGGGAAGGAUGCCCUAUGAGCCAAACAAGGAUCCUUUUGGUGGGAUGAGAAAAGUGCCUGGAAAUAGUGAACCCUUCAUGGCCCCUGGACAAAUGCCCAACAGUGGCAUGCAGGAUAUGUACAGCCAGAGUCCCGCUGCAACCAUGUCCAACAUGGGCAUAGGCCAACGGCAACAGUUUCCCUAUGGAAGUGGUUAUGACCGGAGGCAUGAACCAUAUGGACCACAGUAUCCAAUGCAAGCUCCUCCUUCUGGACAACCCCCCUAUGGAACACACCAAUCAGGAAUGUUUCCACAGCAGCAAAACUACAAACGGCAUAUGGAUGGCAUGUAUGGGCCUCCAGCAAAACGUCAUGAUGGAGAUAUGUUUAACAUGCAGUACAGCAACCAACAGCAGGAGAUAUUUAACCAGUAUAGCAGUGCUUACUCUGGACCAGACAGGAGACCCAUCCAGGGACAGUAUCCAUAUCCUUAUAACAGAGAAAGGAUGCAGGGUCCUGGACAAAUGCCACAACAUGGAAUACCUCCGCAGAUGAUUGGUGGCCCUAUGCAGACAUCAGCUUCCAGUGAAAGCCCCCAACAAAACAUGUGGCCCACAAGAAAUGAUAUGUCUUACCCAUAUCAGAACAGGCAAGGCCCUGGGGGCCCUGCACAGGCCCCACCUUAUCCAGGGAUGAAUCGUACUGAUGAUAUGAUGGUACCUGACCAGAGAAUAAACCAUGAAAGCCAGUGGCCUUCUCAUGUCAACCAGCGACAGCCUUCUUACAUGUCAUCCUCUGCUUCCAUGCAGCCUAUUACUCGACCUCCUCAGUCAUCCUAUCAGACGCCACCAUCAAUGCCAAACCACAUAUCUCGAGCUCCUAGCCCUGCAUCUUUCCCACGCUCUCAUGAAAAUCGUAUGUCUCCCAGUAAAUCUCCAUUCCUAUCCUCUAUGAAGAUGCCAAAAGUUAUGCCUACUCUUCCAGUCUCGCAGGUCACAGGUCCUCCAAUGCAGCCACCAUCAUCUAUUAGGCGGGAAGUCACUUUUCCUCCAGGUUCGGUGGAAGCAUCCCAACCAAUUUUAAAACCAAGGCGAAAGAUUACCUCAAAAGAUAUUGUGAGUCCGGAAGCCUGGCGAGUGAUGAUGUCUCUUAAAUCAGGUCUUCUUGCAGAAAGUACUUGGGCAUUAGACACUAUUAACAUUCUUUUGUACGAUGAUAGUACGGUUGCUACGUUCAAUCUCUCACAGUUAUCUGGUUUUCUUGAGCUGUUGGUGGAAUAUUUUAGAAAAUGCCUGAUUGAUAUUUUUGGGAUCCUUAUGGAAUAUGAAGUGGGAUAUCCAGGACCAAAACUGCAAGAUCAUAAUUCAUUUCCGAAUGAGGAUGGGCAGUCUGCAACGGAGGAUGUCAGGAAAGAGGAAGAAAACAAUGAUGAAUGUAUAGAUUACUUUGAUGACCUGGAAGAUGAGGAGGACGAAGAGGAAGAAGAUGAAACUGAGAACACAGAAGAAGGAAAGAACACUCUUGUAGCUCCACCUGAUGCCAUUCUUGAUCCAAGUGAGAAGCCAAAACAAGCCAGUAAGUUUGACAAGUUGCCAAUAAAAAUUGUAAAGAAAAACAACUUAUUUGUUGUCGACCGAUCUGAUCGGCUGGGGCAUGUUCAGGAAUUCAACAGUGGGCUUCUUCAUUGGCAACUUGGUGGGGGUGAUACAACUGAACACAUUCAUACCCAUUUUGAGAGUAAGAUGGAGAUUCCUGCUUGCAGGCGGCCAUCUCUAUCAGUCUCCUCAGGUAAAAAGAAGAACGUAGAGGGGAAAGGAGAAUCUGAGGAACAGCAAGACAAAAGCAUAUCGGCCACUAUUGAUGAUGUCUUGUCAGCUCGUCCGGGAGCAUUGUCUGAAGACCCCGACUCCAAUUCUCAGACAGAUAGUAAUAAAUUUCCAUUUGGGAUCCAUCAAGUGAAAAGUCAUCGAAAUAUCAAACUGCUGGAAGAUGAGCCACGGAGUCGAGAUGAGACUCCUCUAUGUACCAUUACCCACUGGCAAGAUUCUUUGGCCAAACGUUGCAUCUGUGUUUCAAAUAUUGUCCGCAGCUUAUCUUUUGUGCCUGGCAAUGAUGUGGAAAUGUCUAAACAUCCAGGCUUGGUGCUAAUCUUGGGAAAGUUGAUUCUUCUUCAUCAUGAACACCCAGAAAGAAAGCGUACACCACAGACAUAUGAAAAAGAGGAAGAAGUGGACAAAGGGGUGGCCUGCAGCAAGGAUGAGUGGUGGUGGGACUGCCUUGAGGUCUUGAGGGAUAAUACAUUGGUCACACUAGCCAACAUUUCUGGGCAGCUAGACUUAUCUGCUUAUACAGAAAGCAUCUGUUUGCCAAUUUUGGAUGGCUUACUGCACUGGAUGGUGUGCCCAUCGGCAGAGGCACAAGAUCCUUUUCCAACUGUGGGGCCCAACUCAAUCCUUUCGCCUCAGAGACUUGUACUGGAAACCCUGUGUAAACUCAGUAUCCAAGACAAUAACGUGGACCUCAUAUUGGCCACGCCCCCAUUCAGUCGUCAGGAGAAACUGUAUGCUACUUUAGUUAGGUACGUUGGGGAACGCAAAAAUCCUGUCUGCCGAGAAAUGUCAAUGGCGCUCUUAUCAAACCUUGCCCGAGGGGACACGUUAGCGUCAAGGGCAAUAGCUGUGCAGAAGGGAAGCAUUGGAAACUUGAUAAGCUUCCUUGAGGAUGGGGUCACGAUGGCCCAGUACCAGCAGAGCCAGCAUAACCUUAUGCACAUGCAGCCUCCGCCUCUGGAGCCACCUAGUGUGGACAUGAUGUGCAGGGCAGCCAAGGCCUUGUUGGCCAUGGCCCGGGUGGAGGAAAACCGCUCCGAAUUCCUUUUACAUGAGGGCCGCUUGCUGGAUAUCUCAAUAUCAGCUGUCCUGAACUCUAUGGUUGCAUCUGUCAUCUGUGAUGUACUCUUUCAGAUAGGGCAGUUAUGACACAAGUGAGAAGCAAGCAUGUGUGAGUGGAGAUUAAAGGGUCACAUAUAACUGGCUGGUUUCUGUACCUGUUUAUCCAGUGUAGGAAGAAUGGGGAAAAAAGAAGAAGAAAAAGUAGAAGAAUCUUUGCUCCUCUGCCCCAUUCACUAUUUACCAAUUGGGAAUUUCAAAACAUUAAUUUGAACAGUUAUGGAAUUAAUAUUUGCUGUCUAUGUGUAUAAGUACAUCUUUUUAUUUUAUUUUUUUAACCAAAGUCUCUCUCUAGUACAUUCAAAGAUCACAUUUCUUUUUUCAUAGCUAUCCUUGCUCAUGUUUGUUUGUUUUUCCCAUGUUUGAAUCAUAUUUUUCGGGGAGGGGAAGCAACCUUGAAUUUUGGGGAGGUGUCAAGAUAUAGAAAAAUACGAUUUGAUGUUGGGAGAAAGGGGCAUGCCACUCUCAAAUGCAAAAGUGGAGGGGAAAAAAUGCUGAGCUAAUGUGCUUUUUAUUUUUUAAGAACAAAGGAAAUUCCAACCAUCCUUACUGCCAUUGCCCAAAGUGCUGUGUGCAAUAGAAGAAUUAUAGUGAUAUAGGUGUGGUGGAUGGCAAAGGAAAAGGGUGUCAGUUCCUCAUCUGCCCACAUUUUCUUGGGUUCUUUGCAGGAGAAGUUACACUAUGCUAGGAGCAAAACCAAUUCUUUAAGAAAGUAAAAACAACUCUGAAGACGAUCAACACAAAUUGCUUCCUCACCAGAACUGUCAACAUCAAUAUCUAUUGUUUGACCUUCCACAAUGACAGUUCAUUACAAUUUCUUUAAAUCAUUUUUUUAAAAUAUUUUUAUUGCCUAAAGGCAGUGUUGUAUAUAGAAGUUGUACAUUAAACAUACCCUCAUCUUUUUAAAAAAUAAAUAAAACAAGUACAAGGAUUUAUUUUUUUCAUGAUGUGGUAACUACAAAGUGAUGGUAGACUUAAUUUUAUUAUUAUUAUUAUUGUUAUUAUAUUAUUAUAUUAUUAUUAUUUUCUUUGGGCCAUAACUCCAAAAACUAAGAAAAAAACACCACGAGGGUAAUGUACAAGUUUCUGUAUGUAUAAAGUCAUGCUCUAUUUCGGGAGAGCAAUUGCUCACAACUUACUUUAUAAAUCAAGAUGUGGAAA
Molecule: messenger RNA, 5908 nt
Organism: Notechis scutatus (mainland tiger snake)
Lineage: Eukaryota; Metazoa; Chordata; Lepidosauria; Squamata; Elapidae
Source: RefSeq, a predicted model, not a curated record